Molecule: messenger RNA, 3616 nt
Organism: Monomorium pharaonis (pharaoh ant)
Lineage: Eukaryota; Metazoa; Arthropoda; Insecta; Hymenoptera; Formicidae
Exons: 14
Coding region: 422-2479 (685 amino acids)
Molecular function (GO): ubiquitin protein ligase activity
Source: RefSeq, a predicted model, not a curated record
CAUAUUUACACAAUGCUGCACAGUGGGUGAGGACAUGCUGGAAAGGUAGCGUGCUGUAUGAUCAGCAGGACACUUCCGGGAGCGAGCAUAGUUGAUAGUAGGCACGAUUGAUGGUACCGCCGUUGCCGAAUGUUCAUUGCCGAGGGGACGGUCCGUGCCAGUCUACAUAAAUUCUUUUCGAUUUCAUUAUCAUUAUUACUUGACAUAAGAAUUUAAUUAUAUCCACGUUUUUUACAUGGAUCGCAAUUUAAUCAAAUUCGUAGUGCCCCGGUCACGAAGAUAAUAAUCGGCACGCGUAUACGUGAAGCAUGAUACGGGCGACGGCGGUAUCGCGGAAAAUAAAUCUGAUAAAAAUGACGUGGUGAGGAAGAUACGCUUAUCGCUUGACGGGAGAGCGUCGAAGGAAUUACAAGAAAGUAGAAUGGAGGAGAAUACAAGCUCGGAAAAUGUCUGGCACAAGGGCAAGCCGGAGGAGCAGAGCGAGCUAUUUCAAGGAGAGUCCACUACCGCAUCUGUAGAAGCUAAUUCUACGUCAUUGGCUGAUAUAUUUGAUACGGCGUUCACGUCGACAGUUGAUCCUUCUCCGCAACCCCGAUUUCCUUCAGGUAAUGAAAUGGAGUAUGAGCAUUUAUUUGCGGAAAGUGAUAUUGAGGAGUCAGACGUAACGCCUAUAGGUCCUUAUACAAAUUCAACUCAUCCUACUGCUUCCGAAAACAAUUAUGUUUAUGGAAAUUAUUUAACGCAGCAAGACGCAACUGGUGAUUCACAGGAGUAUUGGCAAUCUGACCUCUUAAAUUGUAACAUGUGCCAAAAUAGACAAGAAAGAAACUCUAAAAAAGAUGCUCCUCGACAAUUGAAUAAUACAUGUGAAGAGAGAGUGUGUGAUAAUUAUAGAAGAAAGAGAAUUUUACAUGAUCGCGAUCUGACGGUCAAGCAUAAAACUAAAAAGAAUGAUGAGCAAAAAUUAUUGAAUAGUCAACAGCCAGAUAGUUUGAGUAUAGCUGGACCAUCUAGAUUAUCGGAUCAUCCUAUUUCAAACAAUAUAACGAGAUCAGCAGAAAAUGCAAAUGUUUCACAAAAUUUAGGAAAUGACAAUGCCAAUGAGUCUAAUAGUUUGUUUCAUUCAGUUAUGUCAAAUGUGAUGUCUUUACAAGAAAUACAUUCAUCUCAAAAUGACGAUACGCCAUCGGCACCAGAUUUGCAGCUAGAUUGGUCCUCCAGUAGUGAUAGUGAUGAUGAGGACGACUCUGUUAAAGUACUUGGAACUGUCAAUCACAAUGCCAAGAAUUCAUUAGAAAAUGCAAAUGAAGAUAAUCAUACAGUCACCGUAGUUGACUUAACUGUAGAAUCUGAUGAAGAGCAUACAUCAUCUACUCCAACAAAUCCUGUAGUUAAUCCAUGGUCAGCAGAUUAUAAUCAUAGAAAUAAUACCCACUGCGUGCAUGGAUCACCAGAUUGCUGGAAUCAGUUGCAUAACAUGCAUAAUAGAAGCACGUAUCACAAUCACAGAUUGCCUGUUCAUACAGGUUAUUCAUCUGUAGGAGAUGCAGCUCCAGAAGUAGUACAAGUAAGACCACGAAUGCAUCCUAUGCAAGAAAGAUUAUGGAUGACUCAACAACGCAUGCAAGAAGUACAUAGACGAAGACUUUACCACAGAUCUUCGUCACAUCACACUGCGGGACCAUGUAACGCUCACAUGCAUUCAUCGACACAACAUACUUGUGGAGAGGGAGGAAACAAUAGUCCCCCGAACACUCGGUGCAAUAAUGGAACGGAUAAUGCGCCGUUUACGGAAAGUUAUCUAACCCCUCCUCUUUUACCACCACCGCAGCAACCUACUGUUUACAGUCAUCCUGAGGCUCGAGGGCCAUCUAGUUUCUAUAGAGGACCAUGCCCUGUGCUGCCUAUAAUCGUAAAUCAUCAGUUGAAUAAUCAACCAGUCGACUCGAUGUCCCCGCUGAUGCUACCAAUACAUCAACCGAUACAUCAGCAUGUACAUCAUCAUAUGUAUCAUUAUGAUCCACAUCAACGGCCGUCGCAACGCAUGCAUCACGUUCACAUUAGUUUCCAUAAUCCUCAUAUGCAAGGAUCUGGAACGCACCAGAUAAUGCCAUUUGCACCAAGUAUGUCAGAAUUUUUGCAAGGAACACGUCAUCGACUGGAUAAUUAUAUGCGUAUUGUUGAUUUGCGACGUAUGGCUCAUAUAAGUUGUGGGGCUACGCAAGAGUCCAUUGAAAGCCACACAUUCCCUCACAAAUAUAAACGGGUAAAAAAGGUAGAAAAUGGGGAAGAUGCUAUUGAGAAAUGUACAAUAUGUUUAUCUGAAUUUGAAGAUUGCGAACGUGUCAGGAGGCUUCCAUGUAUGCAUUUAUUUCAUAUUGAUUGCGUCGAUCGAUGGUUAUGCACCAAUAAACGUUGUCCUAUAUGUCGAGUGGAUAUCGAAACAUUUCUCCAUAAGGAAUUUACUACUUCAGCAUAGUUUAAGGUUUUCCAUAUCUGCCUCUUUUUGAAAUAUAAUCAGAUAAUCAAAAUAACGAAGCGUCAGCCGAGUUCCUUAAGAAGACAAGAAGAGUUGUCAUUGUUCAAUUUUAAUGCAUGUAACUAUAGUUGAUUUUACACAUCUUGAUAAUGACAAAUUGACAAAUACUAAAUCGGUUUAUGAAAUAUCGUUUAUUAAUAUUUAAUUUUUAUUUUUUCGUUUCUAUAAAUGUACAAGCGAAAUUUAUGUUAUGAAAACAUUUAACAUUCUUUAUAUGAUUUUAUGUAGAUAUUACAUAUUUUAGGAUAUGUAAUAUUAAAAAAAUAUAUAUACACAGAAUAACUUGAUUCUGUAUUGAUAUAACUUCUUCUGAUACACAAGAUAUAUAUAUACAUAUAAAUUAUAUACAUUCAGUGUAUUUCAAUUUAUGAGAGUGUAUUGGAAUUUCUACUGUAAAUAUUUCAUUGAUUGUACGUAAAUUUUUGUAAUGCUUGUAUUAAAUUUGUGACUAACAAAAUUCUAGCAUUACAUGUUAUACUAGCGAUAAUUCAAAGAAUAGUUCUGUUCUAAUUUUGUCCUGAAUAUUGAUAUAAUUUCUAUUAUUAGGCCCUAAUUUGAUUCUGAAUAAUAUUAUCAUAGAUCUGCAUAUUGGAAAGAUAUUAAUUUGUAUUUGUUACAGACUUAUUAACUAUCCUCCACGUGAGAAUAUCGCUAGUGCGUUUCAAAUUACUUCAUUAUUGUAUUUAUUAAUAUAUAUUAUAUAUAUAAUAUAUAUUACAUAUUAUUUAUAUUUUUAUAGUUAUUAUUCUCCAAAAAAAUUUGAACGCGGCGUCAAUUGAAAAAAACAUUGAAAAUGAUAUAACAGGCUUUUAUGAAUACUUAUUAAUUUUUAUUAAAUUUUUUUAUUACUAUUAUUACCAAUGCUAUUACCGAUGCUAAGCCAAAGACUUAGCUUAAGUUAUAAGCGUAAACGAAUAUCUGAUCUGUAGAACGAUUAAGCAAUUUUUAAAUUAAAUUAAAGGUAAUCGCCAUUGCACCUAUGAAAACUAAAAAAAAAGUCAUUGUAUCGUCAGGCCUUAUAUAUAUUGUCACUCUUGUAUAUACGUUCUGUUACAUAAUAGAAUCAAAAUGAUACUA